Messenger RNA from Hibiscus syriacus, 1413 nucleotides. RefSeq names its product protein JINGUBANG-like. Lineage: Eukaryota; Viridiplantae; Streptophyta; Magnoliopsida; Malvales; Malvaceae. The transcript is spliced from 2 exons. The record is from RefSeq and is a predicted model, not a curated record. Bases 5 to 1360 code for a protein of 451 amino acids. Gene Ontology annotation, molecular function: protein binding.
CUCAAUGGAAUCCCACGACUCACCUCCAAAAUGCUCAUCUUUUGCAAUAAGAGAAACAACAACUCACCACAAAAAGAUGGCCUCAUUAGAUCCUUCAAAUUCACCGCCAAACCACUCCUUUGCUCUAAGGGAUCACACCACCGGUCAAUGCUUCUUGAGAAGCCUCUCCACUAAAGAUGCCUCCUUCAAUGGCUUCCAUUGCUCCCCUCCUCGUUACAGCACUCCUUCUCCCCACAUUUCUUCUCCCCUAUCCUCUCCUCUCCGCGCUUUCGACCCUUCCGACCACGCCGUCGGCCUCGACACUUCAUAUAAAUGUCUGUCUUCGGUCCUUAAAAAAGAUGGUCAGGUUCUGUCCAUUGCCAUCUCGAACGGGGUCGUUUAUACCGGAUCGGAUUCGAACUUGAUACGCAUUUGGAAGUUGCCCGAGUUUUCGGAAUGUGGAGUGAUCAAGACUAAAGCAUCGACCGUCGUUGCUCUUGCGGUGUCACAUGAAAGGGUGUUUGCAGCCUAUGGUGAUACCAAGAUUAGGGUAUGGCGAAGAACAUGGGAGGGUACGUUGAAGCAUGUCAAGUUGGCGACAAUACCCCGGACCAGCGGAUAUGUCCGAAGCUACAUUUCCGGAAAAGACAAAAUGACGAGGCAUAUGGGGCCAAUAACAUCACUAGCAAUCAACGUAUCAGACAACAUUCUCUACUCCGCUUCCGUCGAUAAAACCGUGAAAGUUUGGAGAAUAUCAGACCUCAAAUGCAUCGAGAACAUCCCGGCACAUUCCGAACCCAUCAACUCGAUCGUCGUGGCAGACGACGGAAUACUGUACACCGCCUCCGACGAUGCCACAGUCAGGGUCUGGCGACGCAACUUUUGCCGAGGAGAAUGGCCUCAUUCGCUCAUGGUGACCUUACCGGCCAAAUGCUCGCCCGUCAAAACUCUAACACUGACCGCGGAUGGCGGAGUAUUGUACGGCGGCUGCACGGACGGAUACAUACAUUACUGGCUUAAAGGCUGGUUAUCGGGCCAACUACAAUACGGAGGUGCACUCCAAGGUCACACUCAUGCAGUCAUGUGCCUAGCCAGUCUGUCCAACUAUGUGAUCAGUGGCUCCGCCGACUCGUCUUGCAGGGUGUGGACCAGGGAACAUGAUGGUCAACACGUGUGUCUAGCCGUUUUGGUGGGCCAUAGGGGACCCAUCAGAUGUGUGGCUGCAUUUUUGGGACACUCGGGGGACGAGGUUGAAGAUGGUUGCACCAUCUGCAGUGGGAGCCUUGAUGGAGUUUUGAAGAUGUGGCGCGUAAAUCGUACCAAGAGUGCCGGUGGAGGCUUUGUAAAAAAUGAUUAUUUUGAGUUAGAUGAGGGAGUCUAAGUCACUUGAUUAGGUUCCCUGGAAUGUACAGUGUAAUUUGCUCAUCAUUUGAU